GGAGAGCCGGUCAGAGACAGGAGGCGGGCCGGAUGAGGCCCGCGGGCCGGCCUUUGCCCAGGUCUGCUCUAGAUGUACUAUGUUAAAAUUUUGAUAAGAAUGAAAAAUAUUACUUUAAACAUUAUUCACAGAAAAAUACAGAACUCUUUGCCUACGAAUAUCCAUGGAUGUGUGUAAAUAACAUGGUGUCUCCUUCUCCUACCGUCAUGACAUGGACAACUGGCAUGUAUCCAUUCAGAUUACUUAUAUCAUUAUUUUGCCUUUUUUUCAUUGAGUGUAGACAUAUUUAUAGGUCUGUAUUUUAAGAAUUGAUGGUAUGUAGUCAUUUAUCCAAAUGUGUUAAAAAUAUUUUGUGCGUAGCUCAGCCCAGUAGAUAAUUAAAUUUUGCACUCUCGUAAGCAUUUAACAUGUAAACAGCGCGUGCAUUUUGAAACACAAAGCGAUUCUUUCUUCAUCAUGUAUUGAGGAAAUGUUGUCUAGGAAAAGUGAAGUUUAAGUGCUGUCAAAUGAUAUCAGGCUGUUCGCUCUUAAGAUUUUAAGGAAAAUAAUCAGUUACAAGGAGAUGACGGGCCGAACACUUCUCUCAGCUCUUGUCGUCUGCUUCCAUCCAGGUCUAUCCAACAUAGCACUGCUACUGUAUGGACAUAUGUGCCUACAAAAAGAUCUCCUGAGUGUGUAAUAUCUAGGAAAGAGUGCAGCUAUAUACAGUCGAAUUAAUUUGCCCUUUAAAGUUCGAAGGCGAACAAAAUGUCGUCAAGUGCAGGGUCAACAAAACAGCUGUCAUGGGUGCGGAGUGCCUUCAAGUGCAAACUCAUGUCACCUUUGAGUUGCAAGUUGGUUCUCGCACAUUUCCCCUGUGCCACACACCAAGCUUUGAUUCUUCAAACUGUUCACCAGAUUCGAGGACCGACACAAAUAAAUGCUGGUGCGAUGGAACAGAUGGGCAGAUAUUUGACUACAUGCUUGUUUAUUCAGCCAAUAAAAGCCUUGAUCAGGGAGCUCAACUACUAUGCAAGAUUUGUUUUGUACCUCAGAAAACGUGGAUCCCCAAGGAAAGUGAAAGCUGCAAAGAGAUGAACUUUGGUAUCUCUCAUUCAGAUGGAAUACAGAAUUCAAAUUCAACACCUGGCGUCAUCAUAACACUUAUGCUGGCCUUAUUCAUCACAUAUGAUCUCAUUGCAGGCAAACAGCUCUACUCCAUCUUCUCAUGAUCUCGGAGAGAGGCUCUUUAUUGUGUAUGUUGUUCGUGUUCGGAACAUUAGGAGCUAGUUCAUGAAACAAAUCUUCUCACAAGUGUUUGUGGUCACAGUUCACUAG
Pomacea canaliculata is the source of this 1317-nucleotide messenger RNA. RefSeq lists its product as uncharacterized. Lineage: Eukaryota; Metazoa; Mollusca; Gastropoda; Architaenioglossa; Ampullariidae. The record is from RefSeq and is a predicted model, not a curated record. The coding region runs from base 783 to 1211 and encodes 142 amino acids. The transcript has 4 exons.